GAGAUGAUUCUGAAAAUGACCCAUGAGAGAGAAUGGCAGGUAUAAAUAUGGAGCAAAGAUUGAAGCCUAGGAUGCCAUACAGUGAUAACAUUCGAAGAAGAACAAGAACAAGAACAAGAACGAGAACAACGGCAGCUGUUUUCUUAUGUUUAACUUGAGAGCAAUGGUAGGCCAUUGGAGUUGGGGUUUGGUGGAAGAUGAAGUAUGGAGGAAGGGACCUUGGACUGCUGAGGAAGACAGGUUGCUUAUGGAAUAUGUCAGGAUAUAUGGUGAAGGAAGAUGGAACUCCGUGGCUCGGCUUACAGGAUUGAAGAGAAAUGGGAAGAGUUGCAGACUGAGAUGGGUAAACUAUCUAAGGCCGGACUUGAAGAGAGGACAGAUAACCCCACAUGAAGAGAGCAUAAUUCUCGAGCUUCAUGCUAGAUGGGGCAAUAGAUGGUCAAUGAUUGCUCGGAGCUUACCAGGACGAACGGAUAACGAAAUAAAGAACUACUGGAGGACCCAUUUCAAGAAAAAGGAAAAGGACAGUUCUGAUGCGAAUGGGAAAGCAAAAGCUCGCCUUCUCAGAAGGCAGCAAUUUCAUCAGCAACAACUGCAACAGCAGCAGCAGCAAUACAAUCCAAUGGACAUGAACAAAAUCAUGGCUCUACUAGAAGAACACGACAAAAACAACAUAUCAGAAGCUUUGUCUUCCUCUGCUUCAGAGACAGAGAAGAGACAAAACAUCACAAAUUUCCACUCACAAACAGCUAACAAUGAACAGAGUUUACUCUCUGAGCUCAAUACCAAUGGCUUUGUUCUACCUGAGAUGUUGAAUGAAGGGCUAGAAGUGGGAUGGGCUAUGGAGCUUGGUGGGUAUCCAUGGCAAUGGUAGCUUUACUA
Molecule: messenger RNA, 882 nt
Organism: Cucurbita pepo subsp. pepo (vegetable marrow)
Lineage: Eukaryota; Viridiplantae; Streptophyta; Magnoliopsida; Cucurbitales; Cucurbitaceae
Gene: MYB305
Product: myb domain protein 305
Biological process (GO): regulation of DNA-templated transcription
Cellular component (GO): nucleus
Molecular function (GO): DNA-binding transcription factor activity; sequence-specific DNA binding
Source: RefSeq, a predicted model, not a curated record